AUGGCGGAACCAGUGACUACGACCCAAGAACCGAUUGAGCCUAUUGCCGCGCAUGAGCGGGCAGAUGAGGAGGAUGAGUUUGAGACGUAUCCGAUCCCUAAUGACGAUGCGGAGCAGAACCGCGAUGACAUGAAGCACGCCAUGAUGUUGGAGCUCACCAAUGGCAACUUGUUCUUCUCGCCCAUCGUGGGCAACCCCCAGAAGAUUAUUGAUCUCGCAACCGGAACUGGUAUCUGGGCCAUCGAUGUCGCCGAUAAGUUCCCCAGCGCAUCUGUGGUAGGAGUCGAUCUUAGUCCCAUUCAACCAUCAUGGGUUCCCCCCAAUCUCAAGUUUCUCGUCGACGACAUCGAAGACGAGUGGAUGCACGGCGGCGACUUUGACUUUGUGCAUAUGCGCUGCAUCAGCCCCUGGCUAAAAGACGAAGUCAAGGUUCUUCGUCGAGCACAUGACCACAUGAAGCCUGGUGCUUGGAUCGAAAUACAAGAACUCGAUGCUCGCGCCAACUGCGAUGACGGCUCCCUGGCUUCCGACGCCCCUCUCGCCAAGUUCUUCGACAUUGCUGAGCAAGCCGUAGCCAGCUUUGGUAUGAAGUUCCGUGCGGGCGAGAACUUGCGUGAGCCGCUUGAGAAAGCUGGCUUCACCAAUGUAUCCUGCAAAGUCCUCAAAGUCCCCAUCGGAACAUGGGCAAAGGAUAAGAAGCUUCGCCUUAUUGGAUUGUACCUCAAGACCGCUGUCAGCGACAUGUUUGGCGCCAUGGCGGCCAAGCCCCUUCGCAAGAUCUUGGGGCCUGAAGAGAUCGAGGUCUUCCUGGCUGAUGCGAGAAAGGAUCUGAAUAAUGUCAACAUCCAUUCUUACGAGAAGUACUACUUUUGGAUGGGACAGAAAGCCGAAGAGUAG
Messenger RNA from Fusarium musae, 897 nucleotides. RefSeq lists its product as uncharacterized. The transcript is spliced from 6 exons. The coding region runs from base 1 to 897 and encodes 298 amino acids. Lineage: Eukaryota; Fungi; Ascomycota; Sordariomycetes; Hypocreales; Nectriaceae. Gene Ontology annotation, molecular function: methyltransferase activity. The record is from RefSeq and is a predicted model, not a curated record.